This is a messenger RNA of Arvicola amphibius (Eurasian water vole), 2567 nucleotides long. RefSeq names its product ras homolog family member T2 (gene Rhot2). Gene Ontology annotation, cellular component: mitochondrial outer membrane. The record is from RefSeq and is a predicted model, not a curated record. Lineage: Eukaryota; Metazoa; Chordata; Mammalia; Rodentia; Cricetidae. Gene Ontology annotation, molecular function: calcium ion binding; GTPase activity; GTP binding. Gene Ontology annotation, biological process: mitochondrion organization; regulation of mitochondrion organization; mitochondrion transport along microtubule.
CAGGAAGUGUGGGGGCUUGAGCGGGGUGAAGGAGAGGGUUGGGAUUGGGGUUAGGUCUAGUUGGUCAGUUUUGGGCUGGGAGGGGUGGGUUUGGGGUGCUGCUGCGGGCGGCAGCCAUGCGGCGCGACGUGCGCAUCCUGUUGCUGGGCGAAGCCCAGGUGGGGAAGACUUCUUUGAUCCUGUCGCUGGUCGGCGAAGAGUUUCCCGAAGAGGUCCCUGCCCGCGCGGAGGAGAUAACCAUCCCCGCCGACGUCACCCCGGAGAAAGUGCCCACCCACAUCGUGGAUUACUCAGAAGCGGAGCAGACAGAGGAGGAACUUCAGGAGGAGAUCCACAAGGCAAAUGUAGUGUGUGUGGUGUACGAUGUGUCCGAGGAAGCCACCAUUGAGAAGAUCCGAACCAAGUGGAUCCCCCUGGUGAACGGCAGGACUGCGACAGGGCCCAGGUUGCCCAUCAUCCUGGUAGGCAAUAAGUCAGAACUGCGACCAGGAGUUACCAUGGAGGCUGUGCUACCCAUCAUGAGCCAGUUUCCUGAGAUAGAGACCUGCGUCGAGUGUUCCGCCAAGCACUUGAGGAAUAUCUCAGAACUGUUCUACUAUGCCCAGAAGGCUGUUCUGCACCCCACAGCCCCCCUCUAUGACCCCGAGGCCAAACAGCUAAGACCUGCGUGCGCCAAGGCUCUCACGCGGAUCUUCAGACUCUCGGAUCAGGAUCUAGACCAUGCGCUCAGUGAUGGGGAGCUCAAUGCCUUCCAGAAGUCCUGCUUCGGCCACCCCCUGGCCCCACAGGCCCUGGAUGAUGUGAAGAGGGUAGUAAGCAAGAACGUGGCAGGUGGCGUGCAGGACAACCGGCUGACCCUGGAAGGCUUCCUCUUCCUGAACACACUCUUCAUCCAACGUGGCCGUCACGAGACCACAUGGACCAUCCUGCGGCGCUUUGGGUACAGUGACUCACUGGAGCUGACACCUGACUACCUCUCUCCACCGCUGCAUGUACCCUCUGGCUGCAGCACAGAGCUCAACCACCGCGGCUACCAGUUUGUGCAGCGGGUGUUUGAGAAGCAUGAUCAGGACCAUGAUGGCGCCCUCUCACCCACGGAGCUGCAGGAUCUCUUCCAGUGUGUUCUCAGUGGCCACCCUGGGGCCCCGAACUCUCACACACCAGUCCCCACUCAGGCUGGCCGGCUGCCCUUGCAUGGGUAUCUCUGCCAGUGGACCCUGGUGACCUACCUAGACGUCCGGCAGUGCCUUGCACACCUUGGCUACCUGGGCUACCCCACCCUCUGUGAGCAGGACUCCCAAGCACAGGCCAUCACAGUUACCCGGGAGAAGAGGCUAGACCAGGAGAAAGGACAGACACAGCGCAGUGUGCUUAUGUGCAAGGUGUUGGGAGCCCGAGGAGUGGGCAAGUCGGCCUUCUUACAGGCCUUCCUUGGCCACAGCCUGAGGGAAGCCAGGGAGCUCCCUGAGGAAGCCCCCAUGUACACCAUCAAUACAGUGCGGGUCAGCGGACAAGAGAAGUACCUGAUUCUAUGUGAAGUGAGUGCUGAUAGCCUGCUGGACACCUCUCUGGACACUACCUGUGAUGUCGCCUGCUUAAUGUUUGAUAGCAGUGACCCCAAGACCUUUGUGCACUGUGCUACCAUAUACAAGCGCCAUUACAUGGACGGGCAGAUCCCCUGCCUCUUCAUCUCCUCCAAAGCUGAUCUCCCUGAAGGUGUCGCCUCACCAGGCCUGUCACCAGCUGAAUUCUGCCGUAGACAUCGGCUGCCUGCCCCCGCCUCAUUCUCCUGCUUAGGACCAGCACAGCCCGACACAGCUGUCUUUACCCAACUUGCUACCAUGGCUACCUUCCCGCACCUGGUACACACAGAGCUGCACCCCUCCUCCUUUUGGCUCCGAGGAAUGCUGGUGGCUGUUGGGACUGCGGUGGCUGCCGUCCUUAGCUUCUCACUGUACAGGGUCCUAGUGAAGAGCCGAUGACAAAGGACCCAUGAGCCUCUCCUGACCAAGGCACAGCACACUGUGGUGCCUUGUGGAGGCCUAUGCGGCAGAGGAGUAUGGGCUUUCAGCUUGGUGGUGUAAUGGCUGUGUGGCUACAGGGUCCCCAGGACUGAUGUGGGGUACCUGCUCAGGGACUUUGUGUCUAAACUUUGAUUUCCGAAAUCUCUUGCCCCCAACAGGACUGUGUUUUGCCCUGUCCUGCUGAGCCUAAGGGUGCAGGUUGGAGGGGAUAUUGUGUGGUAGGGGCUGGGCUGUGGGUAAGGAAGCCAGGGACCAAGACCAGAGGCACUCAGGGUACUUCCUGGUUCUGCAUGGCCAGUAGGCAUGUGGGGGACAAGAGGUGGUGGUCAGAUUGGGAAGGGACCUGAUAGUCACCGAGUUCCCACCUUUCUUUACGGUGUGGAGCUUUACACUACCAGCUGCAGAGCAAGUGGAAUUGGGUUCCCUGAUUAAACCUUACCUGUCUUUUCCAGCUCUUGGGUACUGGUGUCUCAAGGCAGCUUUCUUUCUUUCUUUCUUUCUUUCUUUCUUUCUUUCUUUCUUUCUUUCUUUCUUUCUUUCUUU